Molecule: messenger RNA, 1437 nt
Organism: Cyclocybe aegerita
Lineage: Eukaryota; Fungi; Basidiomycota; Agaricomycetes; Agaricales; Hemipholiotaceae
Source: the annotation of a GenBank genome assembly
AUGCUUGUCGUUGCUAUCGCUGCCCUUGCCACUCUUUUCUUGCCAUGGCCAAGUGUUCUGGCAGCGCAAAUCCCCGUUAUCGAUGGCGUCGUGGGCGGUGUACCUAAGGCCGACACAGCACCCGUCAGACCGAAAGUUCUUACAACAUCAGCCACGACACCAGGGAAGCUGCGCGUAGUCGAAAAUUCUGGGGUAUGUGAAGCGACCCCUGGAGUGCAUCAAGCAUCGGGUUAUGGCGACCUCACAGCGACGGAGAGCAUCUGGUUCUGGUUUUUUGCUGCCCGGUCAAACCCAAGUACGGCCCCUCUGGCAUUAUGGUUCAACGGUGGUCCUGGCAGCUCCAGUAUGAUUGGGCUUUUCCAAGAGCACGGCCCAUGUCGUAUCACGAACGAUAGUGCUUCCGUUACCUUGAACCCCUACUCAUGGAACAACAACGCCAACGUCCUCUAUAUCGACCAACCCGUCGGUGCGGGUUUCUCGCAUGGAACCCUCGACGUCGGGACAUCGCAAGAGGCUGCAUCGGACGUUUGGAACUUCAUGCAGAUAUUCUUUUCCGACUCGAGGUUCGCGAAAUAUGCGACGAAUGAUCUCGCGAUCUGGACCGAGUCCUACGGAGGUCAUUAUGGGCCUACGUUCGCUGCUCACUUCCUCUCGCAAAAUGCAGCCAUUGCAGCUGGUGCUAUUUCUGGUAUCAGAUUGAACUUGAAAGUCCUCGGCGUAGGAGAUGGUUUGACGGACCCUCUCGUUCAAUACCCGGGAUAUAUUUCAUACGCGGCUAACAACCCGUACCACCCCUUGGUCUCUUCAUCAGUGAUCAGUCGCGCCAAUACGUCCUGGACUAGGACCUCUGCGACCGGUAGUGCCGGCUGCAAGGAGCAGAUAACAAAUUGUUAUGACGGCGGCACCGAUUUUGUGUGCUCUGAAGCUCAGAGCUUCUGCAACAACAACAUCCUCUCACCUUUGGCCGGAAAUUACGACGUCUACUAUGUCCCGGCUAUGAACCCAGACCCCUACCCUCCGGAUCUGACGACCUAUCUCAACAGGAUCGACGAGAGCGUCUACUCGAACUUCGCAAACACAGGCGACUGGAUGAGGAACUCGCGUCCCGAUCUCGAGACCGUCAUCAACGCUGGGGUCCGCACAAUCGUUUUCGAUGGCGAUGCUGACUACAUACUCAACUACAUUGGUGUCGAAACCAUGGCUGACGCUCUGAACACCCAGUUCACGUCUCUCUAUAAGCAACAAACCUUUAAGACAUACACAGUUGCUGGGCAAGCUACUGGGCAAUAUAAAAAUGCCGGCAAUUUCUCCUACGUCAGGAUUUACAGAGCGGGACACGAAGUUCCUGCCUACAAGUUCGGAAACCUGGCGUAUGAGCAGGCCGCGGCGCAGAUGUUUACACAAAUCAUGUCCAACCAAUCGCUCACGCCUACGUGA